Messenger RNA from Sander lucioperca (pikeperch), 8654 nucleotides. RefSeq names its product procollagen, type V, alpha 1 (gene col5a1). Bases 331 to 6408 code for a protein of 2025 amino acids. Gene Ontology annotation, molecular function: extracellular matrix structural constituent. The record is from RefSeq and is a predicted model, not a curated record. NCBI's taxonomy places the organism in Eukaryota, Metazoa, Chordata, Actinopteri, Perciformes, Percidae. The transcript is spliced from 66 exons.
CCGUUGGACUUGAAGGGGCUCUACGUGACGACUGAAAGAGUGGGCAGCAGUUCUGAACGGAGGCGCGGCGGUGCAGGACAGUUCAGAAAAGCAGAGAGGAGAGGAGCUGUGCGGGAGAGACGGCUGCCCAUCCGUCAACUAGCUGGAGGAACGCACACUAAACCCUUAUGGCUGCUUGAGAAAUAACGAUACACCCCCCCUCCCCCUUUUUUUCUCUUUCUCUGGGACUUUUUGCUUUUCAGUAUCGUCCUGACCAGAAGUUGUUGCAAGUCUAAUUAGUUUCUCCAAGUUGAAAAUUGAAUCCACUUGCCGUGGACGUCUCUGGCGGUCAUGGAUACCCAUAUAAGAUGGAAAGUUAAACGGAGGAUAAGGGACGCCCAAAUCACUUUAGCGGUGAUUCUGCUUUUUGUCACAUCGCAAGCAAGUUCAGUGGAACCAGCAGACCUCUUGAAGAUUUUAGAUUUUCACAGUUUACCCGAGGGUGUUAAAAAAACAACGGGUUUCUGCUCACAUCGGAGGUCAACACAAGGACCCGAUGUGGCUUACAGAGUAUCCAAAGAAGCCCAGCUCAGCGCCCCCACCGUACAGCUGUAUCCAGGUGAUGUGUUCCCAGAGGACUUUUCCAUUAUGGCUACAGUGAAGCCUAAGAAGGGCAGCCAGUCCUUCCUGUUGUCUGUGUACAAUGAACAAGGCAUCCAGCAGCUCGGACUGGAAGUGGGCCGCUCUCCAGUGUUCCUGUACGAGGACCACACAGGCAAACCCAGCCCUGAGGACUACCCCCUCUUCAGAGGAGUCAACCUAGCUGACGGAAAAUGGCAUCGAGUGGCCAUCAGUGUGCACAAGCAGACCAUCACCCUCAUUCUGGACUGUAAAAAGAAGACCACCCAGAAGCUGCUCCGAAGCCCCAACCCCAUCAUUGAUACCAAGGGAAUUGUAGUAUUUGGAACUAGAAUACUUGAUGAAGAAGUCUUUGAGGGAGACAUCCAGCAGCUAAUGAUUGUAGCAGACCACCGUGCUGCCUAUGACUACUGUGAGCACUACAGCCCCGAUUGUGAAGUGCCAGUGCCCGACCAGCCUCAGAACCAGGACCCCAACACAGAUGAAUAUAACACGGAGGAGGACAGCUACUAUUAUGAAUACCCUUACUAUGAGGAUGUGGACGGCAAGCCUUUUGAUUCAACAUCUGAUACUGAGACUACCACAAAAGAAGCCAAGGGGACAGAUGGAGACAGCGUGGUGACCAAAGUUGAGGAGGCUUUGAGGGGCGGUGCUGGUGCCACUGGCGGCAAAGUGUUGACCUCCAUCUCCAGUGGCUCAUCCUCUGGCACUUCUUCCUCUGGUACAUCCUCCAGCUCAUCCAGCAGCUCUUCAGGUACUGCCGCCGGCGGAGGAGACGCCAACGGAGAGGAGACCAGCCCUUACGACAGCUACGACACCUACGGUAACUACGAGACCUACUACGACGAGACCACGGCAUUGCCCGAUGCCGACACCUCUCGGCGUGUCACCAUCACCAGCACCAGCAUCGGCACCGGGGGGGAGCUGGAUCUGGGAGCAGGGGGAAAGAUUGACUUGGGUACAGGUGCCGGAAUCGAAAGGCAGGUCAUCACCGGCGGAGGAGGCUCUUCUAUAACCAUCUCCAGCAAUAAGACAUCAGUAGGAAGUUCCUACGAUGACUACGGCGACGGAUAUGACUAUAACGUGGACGGCCAUUACACAACUGGUGGAGGCGGUGGCAGCAGCAGCAGCAGUACAGUUCAUGUCAGUGGUGGAGGAGGCAGCAGCAGUACAGUCCACAGUGGAGGUGGAGGAGGCAGCAGCAGUACAGUCCACAUUGGAGGUGGAGGAGGCAGCAGCAGCAGCAGCAGUACAGUCCACAUUGGAGGUGGAGGAGGCAGCAGCAGCAGCAGCAGUUCUACCAUCACCAUCGGGGGCGGUUCUGACAGAGAUGGUUCUGUCUCUGUGGGAGGAUCUUCCGCCACUGGAGGGGGGUCGGCCAGCGCCGGCACCGGAGCAGGGGGAUCCAUUGCCACCGGAACAGGCGGCGGCGUGGAAGGCGAUGGUGACUACACAGAUCUGGAGGAAGGCUUCAAGGAGGAGAACCUUCCCGACUAUGGCGAUUUAGAUGUCUACGAUACCUACGGAGACCUGGAUUACAACGACAAAGAGGGCAAAGUGCUGCCUGCUGAGACCGAUGAGUAUUAUGGACAGGUCGACGGAGCUCGUGGCGAGAAGGGACAGAAGGGAGAGCCUGCUGUUAUUGAGCCUGGAAUGUUAGUGGAGGGUCCGCCUGGGCCUGAAGGGCCAACAGGUCUCCCCGGACCCCCAGGUGCUUCUGGCCCACCAGGCAGUCCUGGAGAUUCUGGAGAGAGGGGUCCUCCGGGUCGUUCUGGUCUUCCUGGUGCUGAUGGUCUGCCAGGACCCCCUGGAACUGUCCUGAUGCUGCCUUUCAGAAUGAGUGCUGGAGGUGACUCUGGACAGAAAGGACCUGCUGUAUCAGCGCAGGAGGCCCAGAUGCAGGCCAUCAUGCAGCAGGCUAGGCUGGCUAUGCGCGGCCCUACAGGUCCAAUGGGUUUGACUGGCAGGUCCGGCCCUCUGGGUCCUCCCGGUGUUUCAGGACUGAAGGGAGAGUCUGGAGAGGCAGGUCCUCAGGGACCACGUGGACCUAUGGGAUCUAUUGGACCCUCUGGAAAGCCUGGCAGAAGGGGUCGUUCUGGAGCCGACGGUGCCAGGGGCAUGCCGGGACAGUCUGGACCCAAGGGAGACCGAGGGUUUGAUGGUCUGGCCGGACUUCCUGGUGAAAAAGGACACCGAGGUGAACCUGGCCCCUCUGGACCUCCCGGUGGUCCUGGAGAGGAUGGAGAAAGGGGAGAUGACGGAGACAUCGGACCCAGAGGACUUCCUGGUGAACCCGGUCCCCGCGGUUUGCUGGGACCAAAAGGACCUCAGGGACCUCCUGGACCCCCUGGUGUUACUGGAAUGGACGGCCACCCUGGACCCAAAGGAAACAUAGGACCUCAAGGAGAGCCAGGACCACCUGGACAGCAAGGCAACCCAGGUGCCCAGGGACUCGCCGGGCCCCAAGGUGCCAUCGGACCUCCAGGAGAGAAGGGUCCUACUGGAAAGCCAGGCUUGCCGGGAAUGCCAGGAGCUGAUGGUCCACCGGGUCACCCUGGAAAGGAGGGGCCCUCUGGAGAGAAAGGACACUUGGGCCCUGCUGGCCCUCAAGGACCCAUCGGUUAUCCUGGGCCCCGAGGUGUGAAGGGAGCUGACGGUGUGCGCGGUCUUAAAGGACAUAAGGGUGAAAAGGGAGAAGAUGGCUUCCCUGGCUUCAAGGGAGAUAUGGGUAUCAAGGGCGACAGGGGAGAGCUUGGACCAGCAGGACCCAGAGGAGAAGAUGGUCCCGAGGGACCAAAGGGUCGCUCAGGUCUCCCAGGAGAUGCUGGUCCUCUUGGCCCAGGUGGUGAGAAGGGUAAACUUGGAGUUCCCGGAUUGCCAGGAUACCCAGGAAGACAAGGACCAAAGGGAUCUCAAGGUUUCCAAGGUUUCCCUGGCGCCAAUGGAGAGAAAGGAACUCGGGGAACAGCAGGAAAGCCUGGCCCACGCGGACAGAGAGGACCAACGGGGCCUCGAGGAGAGAGAGGACCAAGAGGACCAACAGGAAAAUCUGGACCAAAGGGUAACUCAGGAAAUGAUGGCCCACCAGGACCUCCCGGUGAGAGGGGUCUACCAGGGCCUCAGGGACCAACAGGUUUCCCAGGACCAAAGGGCCCACCUGGACCUUCAGGGAAAGAUGGACUGCCUGGACAUCCCGGACAGAGAGGAGAGACUGGAUUCCAAGGCAAGACUGGUCCUCCUGGCCCUCCAGGCGUGGUUGGACCUCAGGGACCAACCGGUGAGACUGGACCAAUGGGAGAUCGGGGUCAUCCUGGGCCCCCAGGCCCACCUGGUGAACAGGGUCUACCUGGAGCUGCAGGGAAAGAAGGAGCUAAGGGUGAUUUUGGUCCUGCUGGCCCAGCAGGUAAGGAUGGCCCUCCUGGGCCAAGAGGUUUCCCUGGAGAGAGAGGUCUGCCUGGCCCUGUGGGGGCUCAUGGCCUGAAAGGGAAUGAAGGACCUCAUGGCCCACCUGGCCCUGCUGGUUCACCUGGUGAGCGUGGUCCUGCUGGCCCAGCCGGACCUACGGGUCUUCCUGGACGCCCUGGCCCCCAGGGACCCCCAGGGCCUGCAGGAGAGAAAGGUGGACCGGGAGAGAAAGGACCUCAAGGCCCAGCUGGAAGAGACGGUAUUCAGGGACCUGUGGGUCUGCCAGGACCUGGAGGACCUCCUGGACCACCUGGAGAGGACGGAGACAAGGGAGAGCUUGGAGAGCCAGGCCAGAAAGGAGGCAAGGGGGACAAAGGAGAGCAUGGUCCACCUGGUCCCACCGGCCCUCAAGGACCCGUUGGAGCACCCGGUCCUGCUGGUGCAGAUGGUGAGCCUGGUCCCAGAGGGCAGCAGGGUCUGUUUGGCCAGAAGGGAGAUGAAGGAUCCAGAGGAUUCCCCGGACCUCCAGGGCCAGUUGGGCUGCAGGGCUUGCCUGGUCCACCUGGUGAGAAAGGUGAAACUGGAGACGUUGGUCAAAUGGGUCCACCCGGCCCCCCUGGUCCCAGAGGCCCCUCAGGACCCCCAGGAGCAGAUGGCCCUCAGGGGCCUCCCGGUGGCAUUGGAAACCCUGGUUCUGUUGGAGAAAAGGGCGAUGCUGGUGAAACAGGAGAGCCCGGUCUUCAGGGAGAAGUUGGCCCACCAGGUCCAAGAGGAGAGCGAGGAGAAAAGGGAGAGUCCGGUCCGGCUGGUACAGCUGGCCCUCCCGGCCCUAAGGGUCCCCCUGGAGAUGAUGGUCCCAAAGGCAGCCCAGGGCCGAGUGGUUUCCCUGGUGACCCUGGCCCCCCUGGAGAGCCCGGUCCCGCUGGGUUAGACGGUCCAGCUGGUGACAAGGGAGAUGAUGGAGAGGCCGGUCAAGCUGGUUCUCCUGGACCCACUGGAGAGUCUGGCCCCUCCGGACCACCAGGAAAGAGAGGCCCACCUGGAGCAGCGGGACCUGAGGGAAGACAAGGAGAGAAGGGAGCCAAGGGAGAGUCUGGCUUGGAAGGUCCCCAAGGAAAGACGGGUCCUGUUGGUCCUCAAGGAUCACCUGGCAAGCCCGGUUCUGAAGGCCUCAGGGGUAUCCCUGGCCCAGUUGGAGAGCAAGGUCUACCUGGUGCUCCAGGCCCGGACGGACCUCCCGGACCAAUGGGUCCUCCUGGUUUACCCGGUUUGAAAGGAGACUCUGGUAUCAAAGGAGAAAAGGGCCAUCCGGGUCUUAUUGGUCUUAUCGGACCCCCAGGUGAACAGGGAGAGAAGGGUGACAGAGGCCUUCCUGGUCCACCAGGAUCACAUGGUCUCAAAGGAGACAAUGGUAUUGCUGGUCCUUCAGGUCCACUUGGUCCCAUUGGUCCUCCCGGAUUACCUGGUCCCCCUGGUCCCAAAGGAGCUAAAGGUUCAUCGGGUCAAACUGGACCAAAGGGAGAGACUGGUACAACUGGCCCUCCUGGCCCUCCUGGCCCCCCCGGCGAUGUCAUCCACCCGCUCCCCAUAAUGUCUUCCGUGAAGGGCCGAACUCGUAGGAACAUCGAUGCCAGCCAGGUGAUGGACGACGCAGCCACGGAUGCCAACUACAAGGACUACGACGACGGCAUGGAGGAAAUCUUUGGCUCGCUCAACUCCCUUAAGCUGGAGAUCGAGCAGAUGAAGCACCCGCUGGGCACACAGACCAACCCCGCUCGUACCUGCAAAGACCUGCAGCUCUGCCACCCCGAUUUCCCCGAUGGUGAGUACUGGAUCGAUCCAAACCAGGGCUGCUCUCGGGACUCCUUCAAGGUUUACUGCAACUUCACAGCAGGUGGCGAGAGCUGCAUCUUCCCAGAUAAGAAGUCUGAAGGGGUUAGACUCACAUCCUGGGUAAAGGAGAAUCCUGGCUCCUGGUUCAGUGAAUUCAAACGUGGUAAACUGCUCUCCUACGUGGAUGCGGAGGGCAACCCCAUCAGCGUGGUCCAAAUGACUUUCAUGCGGCUGCUGAGCGCGGCAGCCAGACAAAACAUGACAUACAACUGCUACCAGUCUGUGGCCUGGCACGACCAGGAAAAGGAUAACUACGACAAGGCCAUCCGCUUCCUGGGCUCCAACGAUGAGGAGAUGUCCUAUGAUAACAACCCCUACGUCCGCGCCGUGGUCGAUGGCUGUGCGUUGAAACGGGGUUAUGAAAAGACAGUACUUGAGAUCAACACACCAAAGGUGGAACAGGUGCCAAUUGUGGACAUCAUGUUCAACGAUUUUGGCGGCUCCACGCAGAAGUUUGGAUUUGAAGUGGGCCCUGUCUGUUUCAUCGGCUAAGACUGUUUACUGAACAAAUGGAGAAAGAAAAGCAUAUAUUUGUUUUCUCAGAAAAAGAAAAAAAAAAAACAAUUGAAAAAGAAUAGGACAAUUCUAUUUGUAAAAAAGUAACUUUUUUUUCCAUAAAGCAACAAGUAUGAGUACAAUGAAAUCAAGUUGAGAAUACAGUGAAAUUCUAUAGGAAUAGAGGAAAAUGAAAAAACCUUGAAACCUCAGUGUGCCUUCUCCAUCACAUGCACGUUUUGAAACUGGAUGUCAGAUCCUGCCUCCUACACGACACACUCGCACACACACAUGCAACCCUAGCCCCAUGUCAUCACACUUGAUUUAGACUUUUUCUUUUGUUACCCAAACAACGAAGGCGACCCUGAGAGCUGCAGCCGUUCCAGACGGUCGCAGUAUUUGCCAAAGACUCCAUCUGAUUUGGCUCUUUUCUUUUCUCAAGUUAUGAUCUCAUGUUUUCCCUCAUCUCCCUGGCUUUUUUUCCACUUGUCUUUUGUUUUUGUUUUUUGCUCAUUCACUACAGGAGCUUUGUUUGUGCAUAAUUCUCUCCCCCAUUCCCUUGGAAUGGACCAUAUAUAUAUAAAUAUAUAUAAAUAAUUUUAAUGUUUGUAAGUACAUUUUGUAUAUUUUUCCAGGUAAUGUUUAUUGCUUCUGGCUUCAAAACAUGCAUGUGACUUUAUGAAUUGAGGUAGCAGACGAUGGAUACGGGGAUAACACCUAAAUUGCAGAAAUAUAUCGAAAUUGAGGAAAUUCGACUUGUAAAUUGACAAAAAAACAAAACAAAUUGGGAAGUCCUGUCUUGUUGCAGUUGUGGAGCACACCUUGUUGUAAUUUAAGAACAGAAUGGAAAUAAAAGACGAGAACAAGCUCUGUGAUAUUAUGUGACAGUUUGAUUUACGUAACAAAAAACAAAAAAAAGAAUACAUUCCUCCUUUUGUGCCCUCUGAACAGAACACCCACCUCGGUGAUAAUAUCAUUAACUUAAACAGCUAGCUUCUAUUUUUCUUCCUCAAACUACACAUCUAUCUGACUAUGCAAUGGGAGAUGAUGACACAUUUAAAUGAAAACACAAAGAAAUCAAAACCUAGGUGCUAUAUUUCUCUCUUCUGUGGUGCUAUGUAUUUUUCUAGUUUGUGUUGUUUGAAUGAAAGGAAAUUUGUGGUGAUGAUAUUCCAUCACCAGCAGCCCCUUGACUCUCGUAACCACCACAUCCAACGUACGUGGAUCUUUGCUGCAUCUUUUUAUUUUUUUAUUUUUUUUUACGUACAGCAGUGGUGUUUGAAUGCCAUUUCUCUACAUAUCCACUCACAGAUCAGUGCAGCACGGCGGCAUAUGUUAUCUUCUGCUUCAGCGGAGCGCACGGAUAAGAAACUUGUACCAAACGUUGGAAUAACGUGAGGAAACUAAGAUGGUGCUGUUGGCUUUGCAUAUCAUUGCUCUAAGGCGCUGCAUUAUACAGUAUAGCUCUUGCUGUUGGAUCAUCUGGGCCACAUCAAAGUGAUGGAGUUGAGAAGUGGACAUGUUGUGAUUGGGCCAAAGCAACUGAAAGGGAUAUAGUCCAAAGUUUGGUUUCGGUGUUUGAAAUCCUAACCCCUUCCACCAAAGGUUUUCAGGUAUAUGUUUAGCUUUAAGGGCCAUGGAGGCUUGACAUCAUUGUCUUUGUAUGGGAACCAACUUGAUAAGUAUUUUUCACAGUAGAAGCAGGUCACUAAAUUAGCCAGAUGAAAGCGUUAACAAUUGCUGGUUGGUCUACUAUUUUUGCCCUCGUUGUAAUUAUGCUCUUUGUUCAAACUAUGCACUCUCUAUGCUUAUGACCACUAGUAUCUACCACAGAAUCUUUACAGCCCUUCAUGCAUAGGAUUGUUUUGUUUCCUUUUUUUUUUUUUUUUAUCUUCAAAUAUGUGACUUGAACCAUUUCUGUUAAGAUAACAUGCUUGUAGAUCUUUGGCUUUAUUUUUCAUUGUGAUGCAGUACACCCAAAUUUAACUUUUCCUCUCAAAUAAAAAGGAGAAACAAUUUUUUGUAAAUUUCCAGAACCAGCAGUGAUGCUGCCAUUGUUUUUGUUUCGUUUUAUCUUGUAGAUUUCCGUUUGUCUGUCUGUUUGUUUGUUUUCACAGUCUUGUCAAACCUGUGUAAGGAUAAGAGGAUAGAAGUUAUAUUGGUUUUUAUGUCAAUAAAUUCAAGUUUACUGUGGCCAUCCACUCUUGUAUGUCUUUUGAAGCAUUAAAACCUAUCUGUAUGCA